This is a messenger RNA of Lathyrus sativus (Indian pea), 780 nucleotides long. The record is from the annotation of a GenBank genome assembly. NCBI's taxonomy places the organism in Eukaryota, Viridiplantae, Streptophyta, Magnoliopsida, Fabales, Fabaceae.
AUGUGCUUUUCAUGUCUAGAGGAAGUUAAAACAUAUUAUCAAGAGUAUGCUUUGAAAAAGGGGUUUGGAUGGAGGAUUAGAUCAUCGAAAAAAGGAGACGACGGGGAGUUCAAUUACCUGAUACUUUCAUGUUCAAGAGAGGGGUCUAACAUUUCAAAAAUUUCAUGCACGUUGAAGACACUUCCAUCUAGAGCGAAAAAUUGUCCUGUCAAGAUUUGUAUUAAAUUAAAACAAGAUGAUUUGUGGUACACUACACAAUUUGAGACAAACCAUUCUCAUGAGACUAGUCCUAUUAAAGUAAGAUUGUUCAGGGCUAACAAGAAAAUGAACUUACAUGUAAGAAGAACAAUUCAAAUCAAUGAUGAUGUGGGAGUAAGGAUCAACAAGACUUUUCAAUCACUUGUUAAAGAUGCAAGAGGACAUGAAAAUAUUCCCUUUUGUGAAAAAGAUGUGAGGAAUUAUAUUAACAAAGAGCGUCGUGCGAUUGGAAAAGAAGAUUUGGAUGAUGAUUUUCAUGUGAGGAAUGUAUUUUGGGCGGUUGCAAAAAGCAGAUCCGCGUACGAAUACUUUGGAGACGUUGUAACUUUUGACACAACAGACUUGACUAACAAGUAUGACAUGCAUUUUUCUGCAUUCGUGGGUGUGAAUCACCAUGGUCAAUCAACAUUACUUGGUUGUGGAUUGCUAUCAGGUGAAGACACAAAUUCUUUUGUGUGGCUGUUCAAAUCAUGGCUUCGUUGUAUGCUAGAAAAAGCACCUUUGGGCAUUGUGACCGUGUAG